Paraglomus occultum is the source of this 825-nucleotide messenger RNA. The record is from the annotation of a GenBank genome assembly. Lineage: Eukaryota; Fungi; Glomeromycota; Glomeromycetes; Paraglomerales; Paraglomeraceae.
AUGGCCGAAAGUGAAAGCCAAAUUACAUGUCCUAUUUUUUUGGAGGAGGAAGACGUAAAAAUAGUCGACGUUCUGUCUGAAAACACAAAGAGAAACAAAAGAAAGAAAAAAAAGUCCACAGCAACAAAUACUGUAAUAACACAACAAACCCAAGAGUUCCGAGAAACUAUCGCAAGUCCCGUAGACAUAAAUGAUAAUGUCAUACCCAGUAGGAACGGCGAACCCAUACAGAGCAGUGCAGAAUCGUCCCUAACAGCCCAAGCAUCACUGGGCUAUGCAAAAUUGUCUCCUGAAGGCAAACCUAGUACAACGCCUGUCACCCACGAACAAUACAUAGAUACUGACUUUUCGAACGUGAUCGACUAUAUAAAACCUCUCUUUAAAGCAAUAUGUAACCAAACAGAGUGCCUUAGCAAGGCGUGUCCUCAGGUGAGAAGGGCAAGAGACGAACUUAUAUCUCACGAGGUAUUCCCGGAUUCUGCUUCCAUAGCCCGUACACUCUUGACGCUCGCGAGAACAGUGUCCGUUUGUACAAAGGCAAUUGAUACACUCAUCACCACCAACACCGUGCAAAAUAACAUAUGCGAAUUUGGAAAUAAUAGCAACAUGCAUACCAAAGCACCAAUUGUAACACAGAAUCAAGAAUCCUCCUCAAAUCAUAGUGACACUACCAGAUGUGGUAAGUUCGAUAUCGCCUACGAAAAGAACACGGAAGUCCAAUCGACUGAUGAUGCGAUAAACGAUGAUAUUCACGUCAGUCGCGAAACAACAGAUGCAUGCAUUGAAUCAUGUUCAAGAAAUGCGGAAGAAAACAACAUAAUAUAG